CCAAUCCAGCAAUCCUCCAUAUAUAGGGGGUUGCAUCCAAACAGCAUCCUUCUUGUCAAGAACAAUGCAAUAGGGCUUGACCAGUAGUGAGACUAUGUCGACGACAUAUAUAACCAAGAACAAUGUCUAUGGCACCUCUGAUGACAAGGAAUCGAGGAAAGAUGUGAAGAAGUCGGCUAGUGUCGAGAGAUUGUUGCUUGUCCGGACCACAAAACUUUCUACAAUUACCAUCAAGCUAUACAGGCUCAUGAUAAUCGUCCGGAUGGGCAUCUUCGUGAUGUUCUUCAAGUGGCGAAUCAGCACUGCUCUUGCCAUGAUUAGCUCCACAGGCACCGAUGACAAAAGUACAGUUCUUGGCAUGUGGAUGGUGUCCAUCGCCGGGGAGCUCUGGUUUGCCCUGAUGUGGGUGCUGGACCAGCUGCCCAAGAUGCAGCCUGUCCGGCGCACCGUCUACGUCAGUGCACUCGAUGAGUCGAUGCUUCCGGCCAUGGAUGUAUUCGUGACCACCGCCGACACCGAGAAGGAGCCGCCGCUGGUGACCGUGAACACCAUCCUCUCCAUCCUCGCGGCGGACUACCCCGCCGAAAAGCUCACUUGCUACGUCUCCGACGACGGUGGCGCUCAGAUCACGCGCGACACGGUCGCCGAGGCUGCCCGGUUCGCUGGACUGUGGGUGCCGUUCUGCCGGAAGCACGCGGUGGAGCCGAGGAACCCAGAGGCCUACUUCAGCCCCGGCGCCGCCGCCAGUAAUGGCGUCGUCAAGGCGAGGAGGGGUGACUAUAAGGGAAGGGCGUGGCCGGAGCUGGCAAGGGACCGGCGGCGCGUGCGCCGGGAGUACGAAGAGCUGCGGCUGCGGAUCGACGCUCUGCAAGCCGGAGACUUGCGGCGCCAGCAGCGGUCGACGUCGUCGCUGGCCGAUGGAAGCUGCUGGCGGCGUGGCACCGCGGAAGAUCAUGCCGGAGCUGUCGAAUUGGUACUCGAUACUCCCGGCAGCACACCAGAACUUGGUGCCAUCAGCGCCGUCGGUGGUGUCGGCAAUCAUCUGGACCUCAGCACCGUCGACGUGCGGGUUCCAGCGCUCGUGUACAUGUGCCGGGAGAAGCGCCGCGGCCGCGUGCACCACGGCAAGGCCGGCGCCAUGAACGCGCUGCUCCGUGCCUCGGCCGUGCUCUCCAACGCGCCCUUCCUCCUCAACCUUGACUGCGACCACUACGUGAACAACUCGCAGGCUCUCCGCGCCGGCGUCUGCCACCUGCUCGACGGCGAGGAGGGCAGCGACGUGGCGUUCGUCCAGUUCCCGCAGCGCUUCGACGGCGUCGACCCCGCCGACCGGUACGCCAACCACAACCGCGUCUUCUUCGACUGCACUGAACUCGGUCUCGACGGCCUUCAGGGACCCAUCUACGUCGGAACCGGCUGCAUCUUUCGCCGGGCGGCGCUAUACGGCGUCGAACCGCCGCUCUGGAGACCACACGGCGACGACGCUGGCAAGGGCACUGAAGCCGACAAGUUGGCCGUGUCGACGCCGUUCCUUCGCUCGGUUCAUGCGGUCCUGAUGAACCAGCCGGAGUCGGAGGCGGAGCAAUGGAACACGGUCGUUAGUAUUUCACCACCAGCGUCCUCGUCGUUCGAUGCGGCUGCCGUCGUCGAGGCAACGGCGCUCGUCUCGUGCGGCUACGAGGACGGGACGGCGUGGGGCCGUGACAUCGGCUGGAUGUACGGCAGCGUGACAGAGGACGUGGCCACGAGCUUCUGCAUGCACCGGCGAGGGUGGCGCUCCGCCUACUGCGCCACCGCGCCGGACGCGUUCCGCGGCACGGCGCCCAUCAACCUCACAGACCGGCUGUACCAGGUGCUCCGGUGGGCGGCGGGCUCCCUGGAGAUACUCUUCUCCCGCAACAACGCCCUCCUCGCCGGCGGCGGCCGGCUGCACCCGCUGCAGCGCCUGGCGUACCUCAACACCACGGUGUACCCGUUCACCUCCAUCUUUCUCAUAGCCUACUGCGGCCUCUUCCCGGCGAUCCAGCUCGUGACCGGGACCGGGACCGGGAAGGACGCCGCCACCACCGGCGGCGGCGCCUUCUUCUCAAUAAUCAUCAGGCCGCCGUCUGCCACGUACAUCGCCUUUGUGGCGGCUCUGAUGCUGACGCUCGCGAUGGUGGCCGUCCUGGAGGCGAGGUGGUCCGGCAUAGCGUUGGUCGACUGGUGGCGGAACCAGCAGUUCUGGAUGGUGUCUGCGACGAGCGCAUACCUGGCGGCGGCGGUGCAGGUGGCGCUCAAGGUCGCGGCCGGGAAGGAGAUAUCGUUCAAGUUGACGUCCAAGCAGCGUGCGACGGCGAGCAAUGGUGCGGCCAGUGUGAAAGACAGGUUCGCUGAGCUCUACGCCGUGAGGUGGACGGUGCUGAUGGUCCCGACGGCCAUGGUGCUAGCGGUGAACCUGACGUCCAUGGUUGCAGCGAUGAUGGAAGGGGGGUCGUGGAGGGAUGCCGGCCCAAUGGAGGUGUUCGCUUUGGCGUUCAACGCGUACGUGGUGGUGCAUCUCUACCCCUUCGCCCUGGGGCUCAUGGGUCGCUGGAGCAACACGUUGAGCCCCGUGCUUGUCGCAUUCUUCACCGUUCGAUUACUUUGCUUCGUCCUCUAUGUACGCAUACUUUAAGUUUCUUCUGUACUUUAAUAUGCCUGCUAUUUGACUGAUGACUAGCAAAUUUUGAAAUACAACAGCUGUGCGUGAACUACUCUCCGGCCGGUUAU
Molecule: messenger RNA, 2751 nt
Organism: Sorghum bicolor (sorghum)
Lineage: Eukaryota; Viridiplantae; Streptophyta; Magnoliopsida; Poales; Poaceae
Product: probable mixed-linked glucan synthase 7
Exons: 2
Coding region: 95-2656 (853 amino acids)
Biological process (GO): plant-type primary cell wall biogenesis; cellulose biosynthetic process
Cellular component (GO): trans-Golgi network; plasma membrane
Molecular function (GO): cellulose synthase (UDP-forming) activity; mannan synthase activity
Source: RefSeq, a predicted model, not a curated record